This is a messenger RNA of Phacochoerus africanus (Common warthog), 896 nucleotides long. It is a transcript of the gene URAD, whose product is annotated as ureidoimidazoline (2-oxo-4-hydroxy-4-carboxy-5-) decarboxylase. Gene Ontology annotation, biological process: allantoin metabolic process. Lineage: Eukaryota; Metazoa; Chordata; Mammalia; Artiodactyla; Suidae. The record is from RefSeq and is a predicted model, not a curated record. The transcript has 2 exons. The coding region runs from base 261 to 896 and encodes 211 amino acids. Gene Ontology annotation, molecular function: carboxy-lyase activity.
GCUGUCUGGGUUAUGGGGAAAACAUCCCUGGGAUAACGAAGACAUAAAAAUGUGAAUCGCACCAGAAGUCUAUCCGCCUUGAAUGUCGAGAAUAAAAACAGCCCCCGCUAGCUGAGAUGGUUGGGGGCGGGGAGAGGGGAGUUUGGUUGGCCGUGUUUACCCUUUUGCAAGGUCUCUGCAUCCUGGCUGAUACCUUAAGCCUGUGUUUGUUCAUUGCACAAGGACUCAGGAUCCGCUUCUCUCCCAGAGGCAUUUAAAACAUGCCAAGCUGCUGUUGCAUCAAAAACAAGCCUGUGCGUUCAGCAAACAGCAGCUGGGGAGCAGAGCCGCCACGCUCACCCAGAGGGGAGCCUCGACCUGCUGGAACGGCAGCCAUGGACAUGGAGAAGGUCAACGCCAUGGACUUCGGAGAAUUUGUGGACGUGUUUGGGAAUGUCAUCGAGAGAUGUCCUCUGAUCGCAGCGGCUGUUUGGUCCCAGCGCCCCUUCUCUGGCUUGGAAGAUUUAGAGAAGCACUUUUUUGCCUUUAUUGAUGCUCUUCCACCGUCAGGCCAAGAGGGCAUCCUGCGCUGCCACCCGGACCUGGCGGGCCGCGAGCUGCUGCGGGGCGCGCUCACCGCCGAGUCGCUGCGGGAGCAGAGCGGCGCGGGCCUGACGAGCCUGGGCGCGGCCGAGCGGCUCCGGCUGGCGGAGCUCAACGCGCAGUACCGCGCGCGCUUCGGCUUCCCCUUCGUGCUCGCCGCGCGCCUCCGCGACCGCGAGGCCGUGCCCCGCGAGCUGGCGCGCCGCCUGCAGUGCCCGCCUGCGCAGGAGCUGCGCGCCGCCCUGGACGAGGUGAAGAAGAUCGGCCGCCUGCGCCUCGCCGACCUCCUCGCGGGCCACCCCGCCCCGCUGUAG